Molecule: messenger RNA, 1655 nt
Organism: Oryza brachyantha (malo sina)
Lineage: Eukaryota; Viridiplantae; Streptophyta; Magnoliopsida; Poales; Poaceae
Product: RNA pseudouridine synthase 1
Exons: 2
Coding region: 17-1057 (346 amino acids)
Biological process (GO): pseudouridine synthesis
Molecular function (GO): pseudouridine synthase activity; RNA binding
Source: RefSeq, a predicted model, not a curated record
CGUUGGGAUCUGAAAAAUGACGAAACUACCCCUCCUCCUCUCGCCCCGCGCCGCCACCGCGCUGACCACGUCCCCGUCGCUGCCACCGGCGCGCCGCCUCGCCGGAGCAGCAGACGCCGACCAAGCGCUGACGAUGUCGGCGGCGGAGGCCGGGGAGUACCCGGUCCCGGUCUCCCCGCCCUACCCGGCGGUGUCCAAGGACGUGGAGCUCCGGCGCGCCAUGACGGCCUCGGCCCGCUCCGCCGCCUACUCCUCCGCGACCGUCGUGUUCGAGGACGAGUGGCUCGCCGUCGUCGACAAGCCCGCCGGCGUCUACUGCGACGCCCUCCUCUCCGUGCUCCCUUGCCCCGGCAGCUCCGCCGCCGCGUCAGGGGACACAUCAACAAAACCUAAUCUUCACCUUGCCAACAGGCUAGACCGGGAUACCAGUGGCCUCAUGGUCAUUACCAAAUGCAAUAAGGUUGCUGGGAAGCUAGUGAAGGCAUUUACAGAGCACGAAGUUAAGAAAACAUAUCUAGCACUUUGCAUUGGAUGCCCACCAACAUGGGAGAAGAUUAAGAUAUGUUCUGGCCAUGGCCGAUCAAAACACGGUGCUUGGCGUGUGUACGCAAUGUCUGAUGUUGGACGAUCACUGCCUGGGGGUUCUGUUGUAAGGGACAUGAGUACCCAAUUUGAAGUGUUGGGAAUCAAUGGUAAUUGCCAGUUUAGAGAACCAUCUAAUCUUGAAGUUGACGAAAUAGAGUCUAUUACUGUACAGGAGAAGGCAGCUGACCUGAAUUCAAACAGUGAUGUGAAGAACAGCAGCAUGAUUUUAGUUAGAGCCUAUCCGCGAAGUGGACGAACACAUCAGAUUCGUCUACACUGCCAGUAUCUUGGGAUCCCUAUCAGAGGUGAUGUGAAGUAUGGUGGAGUUAUUGAGUGGAAUGGUGUGGAUUAUGAUGGCCAUGCAUUGCAUGCAGAGAGCUUGUCAUUUGUACACCCAGUCACUGGAUUGCCAGUCACCUUCCGAUCACCUCUCGCUUCUUGGGCGAAUGAAUUUAUUUCAACAAUGGAAUGAAUUCUUUUUAACUUUUUGUAAAUCGUGAUGCAUCGCCUGCCAAUUGAUGCUGAUCCCCUUUUUUUUACCAAGAGCACAUCAUCUCAAUUGCUCAUAUAACAAUGCCCUCCAGAAAUGCCUUCAUGCUGGUUUUUCAUGGGCAUCACUACAUCAGCACUUUGUGAAAAAGGCUACCAGUCUUCAACUACUGAUAUGAUUACUGUAACACAAUUUUGCAUUAGAGUUUAGAGUGCUGCAACUGUAACCAUGAAAUACCUUUUGUAGCUAGGGAGAUUCAGCUUGUUAUUAGAGCAUUGCUCCGAUGUUGAAAAUGUAGCCAAGCAUGCAUUUUGAAUCAUAUGAUAUUCGACUGUUGAGCAGUGCAUAUACACAUGUGUUUCAAACAUCCAUAAUUUUAGGAUCCAGAUCUAAAGGUGCUCUUCAGUAGUCCCAAAAUUGAAUGUUUCAGUUAUUGAGCCUGAGCAAAGACUUCUUGUGGUUGAAGACUGCACAAUUGUUAUCCCUUGGCAGUUAUUGCUUACAAUGAAAUUCUUGCAAUCAGAUUUUAAUGGUCAUACGACUCUCCAAGUUUUGAAACAAUUGCUGCUCAUCGUGUGCA